UCGACGUAUAGUAAGUAGUGACCUAACAUAUGGGACACAUUCAGGGGUACCCUCCAAUCGGAUUUUCAGUCUUUCGUUUACAAAUUUGACGGCCUUUUAUUCACACAAAAACUUUAAUCACUGUUCUCUCUCUCUCUCUCUCUCUCUCUGAGAGACUCAAACCCCAGUACUUCAUGAUCAGUUUUUUUUUCUCAGCUUGUUAGGUCUGACCGAUUAAUCAAAGGAUACGCAUGGAGAAAAAGAAUUUGGUGAGCAACAGCUUGAAAGAUCAUGCUGGUAUUGUCACCAGAACCAUUAGGAGCAGCAAGACUACCUAUGAAGAAGAAGAUUACAAUAUUGAUGGGUUUUCAUGGCCCCCAAGGUUGUACACUUGUAGCUUCUGCAAGAGAGAAUUUAGAUCUGCUCAAGCUCUUGGUGGGCAUAUGAAUGUUCACCGAAGAGACCGAGCCAGGCUCAAAGGCUCACCCCCAAGAGACGGUCAGUACACUAGCACUAUUCUUAACCUUAGCCUCAACAAAGUGCCAUACCCUAACCCUAAUUUUUCAUCAACAUCAUCACCAACCUCACCAUCCUCCUUGAUUUCACCAUUUAGUAGCACAUUACCCUCUUUGAUAUCACCAUCAGCUCCUCCUUCACCUACUUUUUUGGUGCCAUCUAGCGAAAAUAUGAAAUGGGUUGUGGGAGACACCAUUUUUAAUAACCCUCGAAACCUCGAAGGCUCGGAUCUUGGCACUAAAGUUAAGAAGAGUGAAAAAUCAUUUUGUGAAGUAGGAGAUCGUCAACGUGAUGGUUUCAUUGGGGAAGAAAAACAUGGGUGCAUAAAGACUUUCAAGGCAGCUGAUCAUCCUCAUCAUCCGAUUCUUAGGUUGGACUUGGAGAUUGGUCUGCCUGGUGACUCAAAUAAGGAGAACUUAGAUUUGGAACUUCGAUUGGGAUACUCCUAGCUUUGAUUUGGAGAACAAGAUGAAAAAGGCACAACAAUUAGAAGAGACGCUAUUUGAAUUUGAGAUUAUUAUCAGUCCAGGCAGAUUUGAUGGAAUUAAUGUAUGAAUUUAUGAUGUUAUCCCCGGGUGACUUAAUUUAUAUAACUUAUAUUUUUAUGUA
Malus domestica (apple) is the source of this 1104-nucleotide messenger RNA. Its product is annotated as transcriptional regulator SUPERMAN-like. NCBI's taxonomy places the organism in Eukaryota, Viridiplantae, Streptophyta, Magnoliopsida, Rosales, Rosaceae. The record is from RefSeq and is a predicted model, not a curated record.